Molecule: messenger RNA, 1990 nt
Organism: Lolium rigidum
Lineage: Eukaryota; Viridiplantae; Streptophyta; Magnoliopsida; Poales; Poaceae
Product: cell division protein FtsZ homolog 2-1, chloroplastic-like
Exons: 8
Coding region: 366-1760 (464 amino acids)
Biological process (GO): chloroplast fission
Cellular component (GO): cytoplasm; chloroplast
Molecular function (GO): GTPase activity; GTP binding
Source: RefSeq, a predicted model, not a curated record
UCCACCACCUCCCAACAAAAUCCUAAACUGAAACCCCUCUCCCUCCCCUCUGACGACAAGGCGGCCGACCACCGCAAAUUCUCCACCUCGUUCCCCAAAUCUCAACUGCUUGCUGAUUCUGCUGUGAAGCACGCCGGCGGUGAUUUCCUGGGGUUUCCACGCCGUGGUCUGGCCUGAAUCGCUCGUGUCAAAGCCCAGACAUUUCCGUGACCUAGAGCCGCCGCCGUGCCGAGUCCGCCUCUCACUCGCGCCGCCGCCAUCGCCGUUCCCGUUCUACCAACCAACCUCCACAAAUUUUGGGCGUGCCGGCGCACACCCGGCACAGCAUCUGGAUCCGUCCCCUGUGUGCUGUUAAGCUUGCUGGGAUGGCGACUCAGCUGCCGUGCUUCACGCAGCUCGCUCCGCCGUCACCUGGAUGGAGAGGCGAAGCCGGGAGCCUCGGGGCUACAUCUGGGAGGGCACUGGUCAAAAGCACUCCCCUUUCGGGUCACUCUCACUUCAGGUGUUGCGCGAGCCCACGCAGCGCGAGCUCGUUUCAGAAGAAAGACUCCUUCUUGGACCUCCACCCGGAGGUGUCCCUGCUCCGCGGUGAGCAGAACGACGAGGUUGUUAACCCAAGGAACGAUUCCCACAAUGGGAGCACGCUGGAGGGGUUGGGGGUGCCGUCUGACCGUGAUGAUUACAACGCUGCCAAGAUCAAGGUCAUUGGAGUCGGCGGUGGGGGUUCGAAUGCCGUCAACAGGAUGAUUGAGUGCUCCAUGAAUGGUGUCGAGUUUUGGAUUGUCAACACUGAUGUGCAGGCGAUAAGGAUGUCCCCGGUACAUUCACAGAACAGGCUCCAGAUUGGGCAGGAGCUGACUCGGGGUCUCGGUGCGGGUGGAAACCCUGAUAUUGGGAUGAAUGCCGCCAAGGAGAGCUGUGAGUCCAUCGAAGAAGCACUGCACGGUGCUGACAUGGUUUUCGUGACGGCUGGAAUGGGUGGGGGAACUGGAACUGGAGGUGCCCCUGUAAUUGCUGGAAUCGCCAAGUCCAUGGGUAUACUGACCGUGGGUAUCGUCACAACACCCUUUUCAUUUGAGGGGAGAAGGCGGGCAGUUCAGGCUCAAGAAGGAAUAGCAGCCUUGAGAAAUAGCGUGGACACUCUUAUUGUUAUCCCAAAUGACAAGUUGUUGUCUGCUGUUUCCCCAAACACUCCUGUCACCGAAGCAUUCAACUUGGCUGAUGAUAUUCUUUGGCAAGGAAUCCGUGGUAUCUCUGAUAUCAUUACGGUUCCUGGGUUGGUUAAUGUAGAUUUUGCUGAUGUGCGAGCCAUCAUGCAAAAUGCAGGGUCAUCUUUGAUGGGUAUAGGGACUGCUACAGGCAAGUCAAGAGCAAGAGAUGCUGCUCUUAAUGCCAUACAAUCGCCGCUGCUAGAUAUUGGAAUUGAGAGAGCUACAGGCAUCGUGUGGAAUAUCACUGGGGGAACUGAUUUGACUUUGUUUGAGGUAAAUGCUGCUGCUGAAAUAAUCUACGAUCUUGUUGAUCCAAAUGCUAAUCUGAUAUUCGGUUCUGUCAUAGACCCAUCACUCAGUGGCCAGGUGAGCAUAACCUUGAUCGCUACAGGCUUUAAACGGCAGGAUGAACCAGAAGGUCGCACCUCAAAGGGGGGCCAACAAAUGCAAGGAGACAAUGGUCGACAUCCAUCUUCCACAGGUGGCAGCAAGGUGGAGAUUCCUGAGUUCCUUCGGAGGAGAGGACCUUCUCGCUUCCCGCGAAUUUGACUCUUCUCCCUACUCCCCUUUCGAGAGAUAUGCCUGAUGACACCCGUCCCUCUUAGAUUAGCUGCCAACCUGUAAGAUACCAGACCUGUAGAGUGUAGUUGUUUUCGGUAGAGGUUUUUUCUUUUUUCAGUUUUGUGUGGUCUUUCUGUUCUUUCAUUGGGAAUGUUACUGCCAAUAAUGUGUAGCAGUGAGCUUUGCCAGUGCUGUAGAAAAUGUUACUGCCUGCCUCA